This is a messenger RNA of Neltuma alba, 1049 nucleotides long. RefSeq names its product glutamate receptor 2.9-like. Gene Ontology annotation, molecular function: ligand-gated monoatomic ion channel activity. The coding region runs from base 12 to 908 and encodes 298 amino acids. Gene Ontology annotation, cellular component: membrane. The record is from RefSeq and is a predicted model, not a curated record. Lineage: Eukaryota; Viridiplantae; Streptophyta; Magnoliopsida; Fabales; Fabaceae. The transcript is spliced from 3 exons.
CAAGUGUAACAAUGAUGGUAAGGGUGGAGAAUGCGUCCAUAAGUAAGGGGAUCCUCUUGAAACCUUUCAAAUGGUCACUAUGGUUAAUUCUUGGUGGGAUUUUUUCGGCUGCAACUAUUAUCAUAAUUAUAUUAGAAAGAAAUGAAACCAACCAAUUUCGCUUCAAUCCCUUCCUUGUUUACAAGAUCGAUGUUAUGGAGAAUUUUGCAAGCAGUGCUACAGGAUGGAUGGUGAUACUGACAUCAUUCUUAUUCAUCUUGGUGGUGCAAGUUUACACAGCGAAUUUAACGUCAAUUUUAACACAAAGCAAAAUGAAAGAGCCUUCAUUUAAGGACGAAAAUGAAACUAAAAGCAGCAACCUGUCCGUGGGAUAUCAAGCUGGGUCAUGGGUGGAAGGGUUUUUGGUUAGCCAACUCAAACUCAACUCGUCCCAAUUGAAGGCUCUAGGAAGUCGCGAAAAGUACAACGAAUCACUGUCAACAGGAACCAAACAUGGAGGAGUGGAUGCCAUUUUUGAUGAAACCCCUUACCUCACGCUCUUCCUCUCCAAAUAUAGAUCUCAUUUCAUGAUGACAGGACCGAACUAUAAAACUGGCGGAUUUGCCUUUGCAUUCCCAAAGAGAUCUAUCCUGGCCUCCCAUUUCUCAAAUGCAAUCUUAAAUGUGACGCAAGACGUGGAGCCAUAUCGUGAGCUGAUGGCCAAGAACUCCUUACCCACUUCCAUUGAAGAUUUUGAAUUUGAAGAGCAGAGUGAUAUAGAGACGUCAAGUCUGAGUAUAGCUAACUUUGAAAGCCUUUACCCUGUCCUAAUAUCCUUAGUGGCUCUCUCUUUAGGCCUUGCCACUCUGAAUCCAUCAGUGAUCACACGGUUGCGUGAGAGGCUAAGCCGCAAGUCAGCUAAGGGUUAAAUAAUACAUGUGUAUAUAAAGCUCCUUGUUAUGCUAUCUACUUGAUGUAAUGAAUAAUUUGUCCUUUUGUGUUUUCAUGGUCAACCAGAAACAUGUAUGUGUGUAUCAACUAUCAAUCAGAAAACAAACAUAUCAUAUUUC